CGUCACGGAAACCACGCAGUGGAGGGAGGCCAGCCUUCAUUCUGUCUUCGUCCCCUAUAUAACGCUUGAGAGAUGGACCAUUGUUGCCGCAUUCUGCGGGGAGGAAGGAACGAUCGGAGACGCUCAAGGAGGAAGGAUCGCCGGCGGCGGAUGAUAUCCUUCUCUCGGCGGCUAUUUGCUAUUCACGCGCCAGAUUGCAGCAAAUCCGGUUUUUUCUCAGGAAACUGAGCUAAAGGAAAAGGCUCUUCUUCCAGUUGCGAGAAUGGAAAAUCCGGGCAGUCUGUCAAAUGUGGGAAGUUUUGCCCUUAUGGGGAAACAAUCAGUACUUCCCCCAAGAAAUCCCAGUCGAUGUAUUUCUCCUUCUGCCUCUGAAUAUAUCCCGGGCUCAUCGCUAGAAUCUCAUGACCUUUUCAAGUCCAUGGAGAAUAGCGUGAAUCACCACCAUUCUUCUCCAGAUAAACUUCUCGCAGAUGAGCAACCUGCUUGGCUUGAUGACCUUCUAAGUGAACCAGAGUCACCGAUUAUGAGCAAGGGCCACAGGCGUUCAGCUAGUGACACUGCUACUUUCUUGAAUUUUGCCUCAAUGUCGUUUGGAGAGGAAACCCAGUUGAGAAGUCAUUUUGGGGGACCUUUUUGCCUGUUUCAAAGCAUUGAUCGUCAUGAUGACGUGUGGCGUCCUAACUCUUCUGGCAAACACCAGGAUAGAGGAUGGCAACUGCCUAACAAGAAUGGCGCUAACCUUAAAAAAUCUGCUUCAUGCAGUGCCGUAAACAAAAUAGGUACAUUGGCACCUAAAUCUGUUCAAAGGCAAGUUCGUGAAUUGAAAGAGGGUGCUCCCGUGAAAGUGGAUAAUGAUUCCAAGCGUGCCAAACAGCAAAAUGCUCAUCGUGCACGUCUGAGGAGGCUCCAAUACAUAUCAGAGCUGGAAAGGAACGUUCAGGUGCUACAAGCUGAAGGAUCUGAAAUGUCAACAGCCAUCCACUACUUGGAUCAGCAGCUGAUGAUGCUGAGCAUGGAAAACAGAGCCCUGAAGCAGCGUCUGGAUAGUUUAGCAGAAAUCCAAAAGCUUAAACAAACGGAGCAGCAUUUGCUAGAGAGAGAGAUCGGAAAGCUUCGGUUUUUGCGACUUCAACAGCAGCAGCAGCAGCAGCAGCAACCAGAGCCGCAAAUACUGCAACAGAACCAGUACAACCUCUAUCACACGUCCACUAGCCGAGAACUCGAGUCCCAGGUUGCAGCCUUGUCUAUCUAAUCCAAGAAGGUAUACUGCUCCUCCAUAUUCAAUACAGAGCAAAGAUACAAAAAGAAAAAAUGGAGGGCUGAUUAGUGAGGAUCCCCACCUCACAUUUUUACAAAUCCAGACCCCCAAAAACAGCAUGAAAUCCCCCAAUCCAUUCAUCUUUUCUAACCCCUUAACGUUCCCUCACCUUAGUUUAACCGAUCCGAACUAGGAAGAACGACCUGCACUAUGAUAGUUCAUAUCCAUGUACCGUAGUUUAACCCCGGAUUUAUGUUUACACCGUCAUCUAUGUUCAGACACAGGCAGACCGCACAUCCUGAUGUUAUGUUUCCUGCAGAGUAAGUGAAUUCCUCAUGUGAAGCAUAACAUGUUAUGCAUUUCAUAAUCUGCCCCCCAUGAAGCAACUGCUUGUAAACUGGUCAUGUUGUAAGUGUUUUUCCAUCCUUCAUUAUGUAUGAAUUUUCCUUGGCAAUGUUCAUUUUUCCCCGCUUCAUGUGUGUAAGUAUAAUAUUAGUGAUUAUGUUCUUUUAGAUUGGUUGU
Messenger RNA from Tarenaya hassleriana, 1780 nucleotides. RefSeq lists its product as uncharacterized. The transcript has 6 exons. The record is from RefSeq and is a predicted model, not a curated record. Lineage: Eukaryota; Viridiplantae; Streptophyta; Magnoliopsida; Brassicales; Cleomaceae. Gene Ontology annotation, molecular function: DNA-binding transcription factor activity. Gene Ontology annotation, biological process: regulation of DNA-templated transcription. The coding region runs from base 263 to 1252 and encodes 329 amino acids.